Lobosporangium transversale is the source of this 441-nucleotide messenger RNA. RefSeq lists its product as hypothetical. Bases 138 to 440 code for a protein of 100 amino acids. The transcript has a single exon. Gene Ontology annotation, biological process: translation. The record is from RefSeq and is a predicted model, not a curated record. Gene Ontology annotation, cellular component: mitochondrial small ribosomal subunit; ribosome. Gene Ontology annotation, molecular function: structural constituent of ribosome. Lineage: Eukaryota; Fungi; Mortierellomycota; Mortierellomycetes; Mortierellales; Mortierellaceae.
CUCUCAAACAUUCCGAUUAGUUUGAUUAGUGCAUUCAUUCUCCUUCUUUCUCUUUCUCUUCAAAAUAUUAAGGACAUUAGAGGCAACCAAAUCAACACCUUUGAACAAAUAAACGUUUAAAUAUAUAUAUAUCCAUCAUGCCUCGCGCUCGCAUUAUCCGUGAUAUGAAAGCUAGAGCCACUGUGGCUUCAACAGAGGUCGUUCGUCAAGCUCUUCGUUACCUGACCCGCAACACCACUCUCCCUGCCAAGGUCCGCGCACAAGCACAGCUGCAACUCAACGCCUUCCCUCGUGAUGCUCGUCCUACUGCUAUUCAUAACCGUUGUCUCGAAACUGGACGUGGUCGUGGUGUCCUCCGUGCUUUCCGUCUAUGCAGAUUCCAAUUUCGUCUCAAGGCUUUGGAGGGUGAACUUCCUGGUGUGAAAAAGUCGACUUGGUAAA